Messenger RNA from Neopsephotus bourkii (Bourke's parrot), 1493 nucleotides. RefSeq lists its product as uncharacterized. The coding region runs from base 1 to 1299 and encodes 432 amino acids. NCBI's taxonomy places the organism in Eukaryota, Metazoa, Chordata, Aves, Psittaciformes, Psittacidae. The transcript is spliced from 4 exons. Gene Ontology annotation, biological process: immune response; immunoglobulin production. The record is from RefSeq and is a predicted model, not a curated record.
AUGUUAACCAUCACUGGGAUCCAAGACGAGGAUGUGGCCAUCUACAACUAUGGGAGGUACGACAGCAGUACUAAUGCUGACGUGUCCUCUCUCUCCUCUCCCUCUCCAGGUUCCCUGGUCCAGGCAGCGCUGACUCAGCCCCCAUCGCUCUCAGUGGAGCCAGGAAAGAACGCCCAGAUCACCUGCUCCGGGAGCAGCUAUGACUAUGGCUGGUACCAGCAGAAGGUGCCUGGCGGUGCCAUUGUCACUGUGAUCUAUGGUAGCAACAAGAGACCCUCGGACAUCCCUUCGCGAUUCUCUGGAUCCAAGUCCGGCUCCACGGGCACGUUAACCAUCACUGGGGUCCAACCCGAGGACGAGGCCGUCUAUUACUGUGGUGGCUGGGACAGCAGCACUGGUGCUGAUAGGGUCAUGGUGAUGCUAAGAUUGCUAUAUUCCUUCCUGUUCCUUCCUACACCUCCUCUGGUUGGAAAAGAUGCAGAGAGCAGGCAGUUGGUGCCAUGUUGCACUUGUACUUCUUCCAGCUCUGCCUUUGCAGGGUUUUGUCUACAUGUCUGUUCUGAUGCCACUUCCCCUCUGGUGCUACCAGUGCAGUGUUGGUGUGUGAUGCUGGGCACCUCCAUCCUUGCUCUGGGUACUGCAAAUGAUGGUUUCCAUUGCACAGUGUUGCUGUACUGUUGUGCAGAGGGAGUCUCUGUCCCUUUUGUGUCUGAGAGCUUUUCCAUUGGGAUGAACAGGCUUAGGGGAAUCCUUGGCUGGGGAGGGAUCUAUCUCGACUCGGCCUGGGCUGCUCUGUGGACAUUCCUGACUAAUCUUAAGGGGUGCAGAGAAGCCAAUGGGCCAGAGUCCGUGUGCCGUGAGUGCUUCGUGCUGCUGUACUGGCAGGACAUAUCCCUGCAGCAAUGCAGCCAUGCCGGGUGCCAGGGAGGGUGCAGGGGCAAUUGCCAGCCUGCAGGAUCCUGGGGCACUGCAGCAGGGCAGGGAGACCUCCUGCCUGAGUCCCUUGCUCUCACAUGGCUCUGGCUCUCCCACCCCAGUGUCUCUGUUCCCGGGGGGAAGAUCAUAUCUGGGUGCAGCGGCAAUGUUUAUGGCUGGUUCCAGCAGAAGGCACCAGGCAGUGCCAUUGUCACUGUGAUCUAUGAGAGCAGCAAGAGACCCUCGGGCAUCCCUUCACGAUUCUCCGGAUCCAGCUCUGGCUCCACAGGCACGUUAACCAUCACUGGGGUCCAAGCUGAGGAUGAGGCCGUCUAUUACUGUGGUGGCUACGAUGGCAGCUAUAAUGGUGACAUGGAGCAAUGAGUAAGUGAUACAAACACUCCCCACCAUUGCAGGGGCCACUUAAGGGUCUCUGCUGUCCCUGUUUGGUGGUGGGACAGGUCUCUGCCAUAGGCAUGCCCUGUGCUGCAAGCGCCUGAGCCUGAUGUCCCAGCUCGGCUGUCCAUUAGACCCCCAUGUCUGUGCCCGUCCCCUGUCACUUGGCAAGGGGCUGUGCA